Colletotrichum graminicola M1.001 is the source of this 570-nucleotide messenger RNA. RefSeq lists its product as uncharacterized. Lineage: Eukaryota; Fungi; Ascomycota; Sordariomycetes; Glomerellales; Glomerellaceae. The record is from RefSeq and is a predicted model, not a curated record. Gene Ontology annotation, molecular function: oxidoreductase activity, acting on paired donors, with incorporation or reduction of molecular oxygen; monooxygenase activity; iron ion binding. Bases 1 to 570 code for a protein of 189 amino acids. The transcript is spliced from 4 exons.
AUGAGCACGUACGCCACCAAGGCGCGCGAGAUCCGCGGGGGCCUACCACGGCACCGUCCGCGGCCCAAGAAGGAUGGAGGGGAGAUGCACGCCGACAUGGCCAUGUUCAUGGCCGCAGGGACGGAGGCGACGGCGAUGGUGCUGUCGAGGAUGACGUCCCACCUGCUGCGGACGCCGCGGGCGCUCGCGCUGCUGACGAAGGGAAUCCUGGCCCGGUUCGCGCGGAGCCAAGACGUCAGCGUCGACGGGCUCGCCGGGCUUGCCACGCUCGUUUCUCUCAACCCGUACCUCGCCUUCACGCACCCGAACAACUGGGCCCGGCCGACCGAGUUCAUCUUGGAGCGGUGGCUCCACCCGGAGGACCCGGAGUGGAAGGACGACAAGCGGGAUUAUGUACGAGCCCUUCUCGUACGGGCCGAGAACUUGCAUCUGAAAGGACCUGGCCGUGGCUUGAGCUCUGCCUGCUUCCGAGCAAACUCUGCGGCACUACGACCUGGAGAUGUGUCCCGGGACGGAAGACUGGGCGGUGCAGAAGUGCUAGUUCACGUGGGAGAAGGGCGCCCCCGUUGA